Molecule: messenger RNA, 2780 nt
Organism: Oncorhynchus gorbuscha (pink salmon)
Lineage: Eukaryota; Metazoa; Chordata; Actinopteri; Salmoniformes; Salmonidae
Product: calcium-binding mitochondrial carrier protein SCaMC-1-like
Exons: 10
Coding region: 206-1636 (476 amino acids)
Biological process (GO): transmembrane transport
Cellular component (GO): mitochondrial inner membrane
Molecular function (GO): calcium ion binding; ATP transmembrane transporter activity
Source: RefSeq, a predicted model, not a curated record
UAUACCGCACACCCUCAAUUUGACUGCAGUCAUCCCGAGAAGUGCGUUUCAGGUUAUUUACUGAUAUGCAGCAGUAUUUGUAGGACGGAUUACGACGAGCGACCCUUUUCCCAACCCGCGGUUCCGUAUUGACUGAGUACUAUGCAUUCAACUUUCUGAAAAACAUUGGACCUGGCUAUCUGUAGCCUCUUUGCCAACAGCAACAAUGUAUCAUGUUAUAAAAGGACUUGUUCUAACAGAAUCCCGAUGCUGGGAUCCCGAUAGUGGAAGGUCAUACCAAGACCUAUUCGAUCAACUGGACACCAACAAGGAUGGGAAGGUCGAUGUUGCUGAAUUGAGAGCGGGCCUAACCGCAAUGGGCAUGUCAUUCCGCAGAGGUGCAGCGCAGAAAAUUGUAUCGUCUGGUGACCAAAACAAAGACGGAGGGCUUGACUUCAAUGAGUUCAACAAAUAUCUGAAAGAACACGAGAAGAAACUGCGCCUGACGUUCAAGAGCUUGGACAAAAACAACGAUGGGCACAUCGAUGCCUCUGAAAUCAAGCAGUCCCUUGAAGAGCUGGGCAUGGACAUAACCAAGGAAGAGGCCCAGACCAUCCUACAAAGCAUGGACAUUGAUGGCACCAUGAUGGUGGACUGGAACGAGUGGAGGGAUCACUUCCUGUUCAAUCCUGCCCAUAACCUGAAUGAGAUCAUACGCUACUGGAAACACUCCUCGGUGCUGGACAUAGGUGAGAGCAUUGCCAUCCCUGAUGAGUUCACUGAGGAGGAGAAGACCUCUGGUGGUUGGUGGAAACAGCUGGCUGCCGGGGCGAUGGCUGGGGCGGUCUCUCGCACAGGCACCGCCCCCCUGGACAGGGUGAAGGUCUUCAUGCAGGUCCACUCCUCCAAAUCCAACCGGGUCACCCUGCUGGGAGGAUUCAAGCAGAUGAUUAAGGAAGGGGGCGUGGCUUCAUUAUGGCGAGGGAACGGGGUCAACGUAUUAAAAAUAGCCCCUGAGACUGCUAUCAAAUUCAUGGCCUACGAACAGUAUAAGAAGCUGCUGACACCAGAGGGAGAGAAGGUCCAGACCCACCAGAGGUUCAUGGCUGGCUCUCUGGCAGGAGCCACCGCCCAGUCAUCCAUCUACCCCAUGGAGGUGAUGAAGACCAGACUGACUCUGGGGAAAACUGGCCAGUAUAAUGGAAUGUUUGACUGUGCCAAGAAGAUUCUGAGGAAAGAGGGCAUCAAAGCCUUCUAUAAAGGCUACACUCCCAACAUGAUAGGCAUCAUUCCCUACGCUGGCAUCGACCUUGCUGUUUACGAGAGCCUGAAGAAUGCAUGGUUGUCCCGCUAUGCCAAAGACACAGCCAACCCUGGCAUCUUGGUGCUGUUGGGCUGUGGCACCAUCUCCAGCACCUGUGGCCAGCUGGCCAGCUACCCCCUCGCCCUGCUUCGCACACGCAUGCAGGCACAAGCAACUCUGGAAGUGUCGGACAAGUCCACCAUGACUGGACUGAUGAAGGGGAUCAUGGCUAACGAGGGUUUCUUUGGACUGUACCGGGGUAUCCUGCCCAACUUCAUGAAAGUGAUUCCUGCUGUGAGCAUCAGCUAUGUGGUCUACGAGUACAUGAAGACCGGCCUGGGGAUCUCCAAAUGAUGCAGGGACAGUCAGACAGGAUGUUAAGUCUUUAGGUCUUUUUGGACAGUUCAGUUGGAACUUAGUGAUCCGCACAGACUUUUAUGAUCUCACGUGGACAACCAAACGUUGCCAUCUUGUGAUCACUCUGUGUACUGGGCCUUACGAGGAGAACCAUGAAAUCAAGGUUGGGUCUGAGAUAGGCCAUAGCAGUAGACUCUCCAAAAAUGAUGCUCUCCUCUUUAACUCAAGGUGAAAUUCCAAUAUGGUGCAAUAUACCUGUUAAGAACUGCAUUAUGGAUCUUAAAACAUAGAGGACGAGGUAUCGAUGUCUUCAGGUGAACACUGUGAACGAGGUUCAAGAGCUUUGUCCAAACUAUUUUUAGUUCCACUGUAAUAUUAGACGCUCCAUGCGCACAUUUUAGAGAAUCCCACACUACUACAGUUUGCUAUAGAAUUCUGUGGUAAAUUGUCGUCUGGGUACCAGUCAAUUUAGCUAACGUUCCACUACCUGUACUCCGUGUCAUAUGCGUAAGAUAUAUUUAAAGAAUGAAGAGAGACCCGUCUCUUUGGCAUAUGACAUGGAGUAGGCUACAAGGAGUGGAAUGUUAGCUAAAUAGACUGGUACCCAUCAUCAACGAUCACUCGGGGUUGAGUAUGAUUGUCCUCCUGGUGGGUCUUCAGAUGGCUGAAGAGGCCGAUCCGGGAGCCACAUAUUUUGAUGCGGUAUGGGUGGUGGGUGGGCGUUCAUGAUGGGAACUCUCUCCUUUCGAAGUUGCCACUUGUCCCCUGCGGCACGGCAGAGAUUUUCUUUGUACCAUGCAACUUCGUCAUGGACAGCUUUUCUCCAUGUCGACCUGUCGCUAAGUAAACUGUAGAAUACUACACUGCACACGGUAGUAUCCCUCGAUCAGGGGUAUUACUUAAUAUAUAAUUUGGUAGAAUACUAUACUACACAGUGUGGUAUUCCUCAUUCAUGUGUAGUACUUACUGUAAAAUUCUGUAGUGAACUGUAAAAUAUUUGAAUAUGCCCAGCCAAUCCCCCCCCCCAUUUUCCAAUUUGUGCCACCCGUGAGUGAGAAGCCUACAUGCCAGGUAUAGACCAUAUAUUGUGUUCCCUACAGGUUAUGGGAAAUGUGCUCUUAGUAUUUCUCCAGUAGGUUUC